Messenger RNA from Closterium sp. Naga37s-1, 1005 nucleotides. Lineage: Eukaryota; Viridiplantae; Streptophyta; Zygnematophyceae; Desmidiales; Closteriaceae. The record is from the annotation of a GenBank genome assembly.
AUGCAGAGUCUGGGGCGCGAGCUGGGCAGCCCGCCGGCGGACGGCAUCUCGAACGUGCGCUUCUCCAACCACUCGGACCACCUCCUCGUCGCCUCCUGGGACUCCAACCUGCGGCUGUACGAUGCGGGCGCCAACACGCUGAGAGGCACGUUUCCCCGCCGUGGCCCGGUGCUGGACUGCUGCUUCCACGACGACAGCUCUGGCUUCGCUGGCAGCGUUGAUCAGUCCGUGGUGCGGUACGACUUCAAUGUGGGGAGGGAGGACGUGCUGGGGCACCACCAGGGGGCUGUCAAGUGCGUUGAGUACUCGCAUGCCACGGGCCAGCUGAUAACGGGCGGCUGGGAUCGCACGGUGAGGUGCUGGGACCCCCGUGCCCCCGCCUCCCACCUGCGCCUGACAGUAACAGCAGAGCAGCCCGAGCGCUGCUACUCCAUGUCCCUCGCCGCGCACCGCCUGGUGGUGGCCAUGGGGGGGCGCCACGUGUCCAUCUAUGAUUUGCGCAACAUGUCGCAGCCGGAGCAGCGCCGGGAAUCUUCACUGAAGUUUCAGACGCGGAGUGUGCGGUGCUACCCCACGGGCACGGGGUAUGCACUGGCGUCCGUGGAGGGGCGCGUCGCCAUGGAAUUCUUCGACCCCUCUGAGACUGCCCAGGCCAAGAAGUAUGCGUUCAAGUGUCAUCGGAGGUCAGAGGGAGGGAGGGACACGGUCUUCCCAGUCAACGCCAUCGCCUUCCAUCCAAUCUACGGCACGUUUGCCACAGGAGGCUGUGACGGGGUGGUCAAUAUUUGGGACGGCAACAACAAGAAGCGCCUCUACCAGUACGCCAAGUACCCCACGAGCAUCGCAGCGCUCUCCUUCUCACGGGACGGUCGCCUGCUGGCCGUGGCAGCCAGCUACACCUUCGAGAUGGGCGACAUCCCGCACGAGAGGGACGCCAUUCACAUUCGCAACGUCAACGACGCCGAGGUCAAGCCCAAGCCAAAGGCCUACAGCACUGCCACGUAG